GCGGCUGCGCGGCCCGGCGGGAGCGGAGCGGAGCGGGAGCGAUGGUGCCUGAGCUGGAGAAAGCCACGGUCCGGAUCCGGCAGCCCGAGCGCGUGCGGGGGAUCAUCCGGACCCUCCGGGAGCAGGGGGUGGCCAAGCUGCAGGUAAUUUCUGACUUUGACAUGACGCUGAGCAGGUUUGGGUGCAACGGCAGGCGCUGCCCCACAUCUCACAAUAUCCUCGAUACCAGCCGUGUUGUCAGUGAGGACGGCAGGAAGAAGCUGAAGGACCUGCUGCACCAUUACUAUCCCAUUGAGAUUGAUCCCAACCGGACCCUGGAAGAGAAAUGUCCCCUCAUGGUGGAGUGGUGGACCAGGGCCCACGAGCUGCUGGUGCAGCAGAAGAUCCGCAAAGAUGACAUAGCCCAGAUUGUCGGAGAGUCGGAAGUGAUGCUGAGGGAUGGCUUCAAGGAAUUCUUUGAUCAGCUGCACAAGAACAAUGUCCCCCUGUUCAUCUUCUCUGCUGGUGUCGGUGACGUCCUUGAGGAGAUUAUCCGCCAGGCCAGCGUCUUCUACUCCAACGUCAACGUGGUGUCCAACUACAUGGACUUUGAUGAUGAAGGAGUCCUCACGCACUUCAAGGCACCCCUCAUCCACACCUACAACAAGAACAACACCGUGCUGCAGGGCACAGAUUACUUCCAGCAGCUGAGCACGAGGACGAACAUCAUCCUGCUCGGGGACUCCAUGGGUGACCUGACGAUGGCAGACGGCAUUCCCAGCGUGGAGAAUAUCCUCAAGAUUGGCUUUCUCAAUGACAAGGUGGAAGAGCGGAGAGGGAAGUAUUUGGAAGCCUAUGACAUCGUGCUGGAGAGCGACGAGACGCUGGACGUGGUCAAUGGGAUUCUCCGGUACAUCCUUACUGAGACAUGAGCUGGGAAGAGGCAUCCCAGCCUUGGCCCCGCAGCAGGCACUGGGCAGGGAACAUCCUCCCCGGGACAGAGCUGGAGGGGAUCUGCUGGUACUGGCUGGGCUCCGUCCUGACCUCACUAAUGCCCUCGGCCCUGGAGCGGGAGAGAAGAGAUGAAGGGAUCUUCUCCAUUCCCUUUACCCCAACUGCCUGGCUCUGCUGCUUCCUUCUUGGACUGGCUUCAUCCAACUUGGACUUCAUCCCACUGGGAAUUCAUGCCCUCUACCUCCCUUCCCAAGGCCACAACAAACCGUUCCAUGUUUCAGAAGAGAUGUUCUGCACCUGCUUCAGCAGCUGAGUGUGGAGUGGAGAUGGUUUGCUGUGGGCUGAGGACAGACCCGGCUUAAAUGAAGUUUUAGAGUCACUGUGUUCCUCACUAAGAAAACAAAUCUCUCUCGUCCUGUUUUCCUGUUUCUGAGCCCUGGUGCCACCACUGGGCUGGUGUGGCCCUGCCAGGCAUUGCAUUGCCCAGCCCCACAUCCCCCAUGGAAACCUGCAGCUCCCUGGCCUCGGGUCCCACCCCAUCCCUCUUGCACCAGUACAAUUCUUACUGUGGACACAAAGCUUUUCCAGCCGUCCCUGAAGGCCCCAGAACUCGGCUGCUGCUGCUGCCCAAACCCAGAAGUAAGUUUCUCUGCCAGGGUUGGGGCUGGGGUUUGGGUGGGGUGGGAGAGGAGAGGCCAGCAGCAGCAUUUUGGGUUUUAAGGAACGUUUUAACUGUCUGUGUUUCUGUCCUGAACUUCUGGGCUGACCCUAGGCUGAUCCCAGGCUGAUCCCAGGGUCUCGGAGCAGCAAUAGGAAAAACCCUUGUUGUUUCUGUCUCCCCUGUGGUUAUGUGGGACUUCGAGAAGUGCCGACUCUGUUCUCCGUGUUGGAAUAAAGAUGUUAUUGGCUAAA
This is a messenger RNA of Neopelma chrysocephalum (saffron-crested tyrant-manakin), 1845 nucleotides long. It is a transcript of the gene NT5C3B, whose product is annotated as 5'-nucleotidase, cytosolic IIIB. The record is from RefSeq and is a predicted model, not a curated record. The coding region runs from base 42 to 911 and encodes 289 amino acids. Gene Ontology annotation, molecular function: 5'-nucleotidase activity; magnesium ion binding. The transcript is spliced from 9 exons. NCBI's taxonomy places the organism in Eukaryota, Metazoa, Chordata, Aves, Passeriformes, Pipridae. Gene Ontology annotation, cellular component: cytoplasm.